CCCACGGUGCGGGGGGCCGGGUUGAUGCUAUGUUAUAUUUGACGUUUGUCUCGUGCCCAGACUGAUCAUAUUUAUCUGAAGAUAUUAACGACUACGGUAACAAUUCGUAGCAGGGGGAGGAAUACUAAAUGGCUGAGACCUAUUCAAGCCCGCAGCUUGAUGUCAAUUUUAUCUCGUUUUCAUGUCGAGAAAGGUUUCCAGACAGGAUUAGGAGGAACGAACCACUUUCCGCUGCCUAGUCUGUUCAUUCUAGCUGCAGAACUGCCUCGAGUAGGAGCAUUUUAAUCCGGUUUUAUACGUAAAGAUUUGAAAGCAAUCGAAAAUGAACGGCAACGAUCACCAGGUUGAUGCAGUGGCCAGGAGGCAGGAUGAUGACGUCAUUCCGACGCUUGCUACCGAAAAAGAGAAAAGGGAAUUGGAGAAAUUUACUGAAGCUACGGGUCUUCAUCCUCCCAAAAAACUUCCCUCACCCCCACCGCUUUGGACUCCGGAAGGUCGUCUGAGAUUUCCCUCCAAACUAUACGAAGAUUUGACAAUCAUUUCGAGGCCGCUUGAUUUGACAACCUGUGUCUACAAGACUGUCAAGAACUCAAACUUUCUCUUUCUCUCACGUUUCUUGUGUGAUCAAGCCGAAAGGACAGUAGGUUGUUUGCGGAGCACCGCAGGUGAUAUGAUUACCUAUAUCUUGAAUCCAAAUUUAAUCAAAGAUGUAGAUGAUUUUUUGUGCUCAGCGCUUGAUUGUGUGGAAACCACCGUGCCUUGUAUCAAAAAGUCUCCUGCUACGAUGAUGGUGUAUGUAUGCACAGGAAAGUGUGCACUGGAUUGCGUGUGUCAAACAAUUGAGCUUACUAUUGAAAUAGCCGGCAAACUGAUAAAUUUAGUUAUUUGUAAGAAGUACAGACAGAAAGUAUUAGACGACAUCAAUUCACAAGUGAUACCUACUAGGACCUGAUCGUUGGGUGGUCAGAAUAGUCCAAGCAGCUAGAACCUGACUUCAAAAUUUCUAAAUGUAGAGUGUAGUAAUCGUUCAACAAAUGAGUUUAAGUGUAAUUAUAUAAUUUAUCAUUUCAAUGUGAUUUUAUCAUGAAAUUUUUAAUGAUGAUUGAAUGUGAUUGAAUGCGAGUCUUGAAAGUUUUCUUUGUUAUUUGUUGAAAUCAUUGUAAGAGAAAAUUUUAAGUGUCAUAGCCAUGAAUCUUGACAAUGUUAUAUUUUAUUUUCAUAUUAAUUUCGUAUUGCAGUCAUUUUUUCAAUUGUGAUAUUUUUGUCACUCGUAAUGAACGCCUGUGAUUGAGAACUGGACAUUGUAGUACAAGCUAUGAAAAUUACUUCAGUGUUUUUGUAAACUAUUUAUUGUUAUCAAUGUAAUAUUGCUCGUUAUUGGGCUUUAGAAAGCACAUAAUAAGUAUUGUAAUGAAAAUGUUAUACCAAUGUAUCCUUUUAUGAUGAAUAUUGAAUGUUGUUUUUAAAUGUUUCAUUCGAAAUCUUGAAUGUCGAUUUAUUUGAAUGUUUUUAGCGUACGUACUUGAUUCAAAAAUGUUUGAAUAGUGAAUGAAAUUUUUUAUAAAUAAAUACUUUCCCACAUUA
This is a messenger RNA of Nilaparvata lugens (brown planthopper), 1584 nucleotides long. RefSeq lists its product as uncharacterized. The record is from RefSeq and is a predicted model, not a curated record. The coding region runs from base 323 to 952 and encodes 209 amino acids. The transcript has 6 exons. NCBI's taxonomy places the organism in Eukaryota, Metazoa, Arthropoda, Insecta, Hemiptera, Delphacidae.